Molecule: messenger RNA, 487 nt
Organism: Podospora pseudocomata
Lineage: Eukaryota; Fungi; Ascomycota; Sordariomycetes; Sordariales; Podosporaceae
Exons: 2
Coding region: 88-300 (70 amino acids)
Source: RefSeq, a predicted model, not a curated record
GUGACCUUUCAUUCUCUAAACUUUGUUCAAUUCCAAACAACCACCGUCUACAACACUCACUGACCCUUGUUUAUCCCUCCCACCAGAAUGUCUGACAAGUUUCUUACGGUCCCACACCAUACAACCGGAAGAAAGCUGCCGAUACCUGCUGCAUCCACCACUAGCAUUCCGAGCAGGUGCAUCAGUCCCGAGAAACUAAACAGUCUUCUAAAUGAGAAGUUUCCAUCUGGAAACUAUAACGUGGACGUCAGUCAAAAUGUGUAUCAAAUACGAGCACCCAGGCAUCUCAGCGAGGUAUGAGUUUAAACCAAAACCCCGGAGGUCGUCUUAAUCGCUAACUCCUUAAAGCUCGAGCUUUUUCGGUAGCGAAUCCCGUGGCUGGCUUAAGACCAUUGUACAUUACAAGCUUUCAUCAUUCAUGUGAUCUAGGGCUUAGGCACGACUUCAUUGCAGGGGAAGUUGGAACUUGACACCUUAUAUACACCCA